AUGUUCCAGGUUACAUCUUUUCAAGGAGUGGCUCUUCGCACCCUCUGCACAUCCUCCCCUCAUGACCACCCAGAACAUGGAAGAUUAGUUUAUAAAGGAAAUUUGGCAAGGGCAGUGUUAGGUGUGAGGUUUUUCUCUUACUCCACAAGCGUAUUCAACCUGUUCAUGAUGCCCUACCUCAUGCUCAAAACUGGUAUUGGAUUUGAAAACGUGUUUAUACAAGCUGCCUUUUAUGGGUUGAUAGGGUUUUUUACGUUCGUAACACCGGUUACUUUGCAUGUCCUUACAAAAGGCUAUGUGAUUCGACUCUAUUAUAAAGAUGAAAUGGACACGUACACAGCCAUUACAUACAAUGCAGUCUUGGCAGAAAAAGCGACUGUUUUCCAUCAGAAAGAUGUAAAGAUUCCAGACAUUACCAAGAUGUUUACAACUUUUUAUGCUAAAACAAAAUCAAUGCUUGUUAAUCCGACGCUUUUCCCCAAUCCUCAGGAUUAUAACCAUCUCAUGGGCUACGACAAAUCCUUUUAUUUUAACUUAGAGGAGGAAAAGGAAGUUGGUGAAAGGAAAUAAUUUGAAGAUAAUGAAUGUCACUAUCAUUGUUCAUGGUGCGUUAUUAUGUAUGUGAAAGAAUGUAAAAUUCUAU
This is a messenger RNA of Pterocles gutturalis (yellow-throated sandgrouse), 643 nucleotides long. It is a transcript of the gene TMEM70, whose product is annotated as transmembrane protein 70. The record is from RefSeq and is a predicted model, not a curated record. Bases 1 to 570 code for a protein of 189 amino acids. Gene Ontology annotation, cellular component: mitochondrial membrane. The transcript has 2 exons. Gene Ontology annotation, biological process: mitochondrial proton-transporting ATP synthase complex assembly. NCBI's taxonomy places the organism in Eukaryota, Metazoa, Chordata, Aves, Pterocliformes, Pteroclidae.